Ostrinia furnacalis (Asian corn borer) is the source of this 3272-nucleotide messenger RNA. It is a transcript of the gene Hdc, whose product is annotated as histidine decarboxylase. NCBI's taxonomy places the organism in Eukaryota, Metazoa, Arthropoda, Insecta, Lepidoptera, Crambidae. Bases 113 to 2764 code for a protein of 883 amino acids. The transcript is spliced from 19 exons. Gene Ontology annotation, molecular function: histidine decarboxylase activity; pyridoxal phosphate binding. Gene Ontology annotation, biological process: histamine biosynthetic process; L-histidine catabolic process. Gene Ontology annotation, cellular component: cytoplasm. The record is from RefSeq and is a predicted model, not a curated record.
CUGCCCUCCGUAUAAAAGCCUUACAACUGGCACGAUCCGGACAGUGUACUGUAACCACCCCUAGUGACACCCUCGAAGAUUGUGUACUGGCCAAUAAUUCAUUGAAAUAAAAAUGGACCACUCCGAAUUCAGAGUCAAAGCCAAAGAGAUGGUGGACUACAUAGCGGACUACCUGGAGAACAUCCGCGACCGCCGCGUGUACCCUGGGGUACAGCCAGGGUACCUCCACAAGCUGCUGCCGAAGGAAGCCCCUCAUGCGCCGGAGAAGUGGGACGACAUCUUCAAGGAUGUAGAUGAGCACAUCAUGCCUGGGCUGGUCCACUGGCAGAGCCCACACAUGCACGCCUACUUCCCGGCUCUGACCUCGUACCCUUCCAUCAUGGGGGACAUGCUGUCCAGCGCUCUGAACGUACUGUGCUUUACUUGGGCGUCGUCACCAGCGGGAACUGAACUGGAGACCAUCGCAAUGAACUGGCUGGGCAAGGUGCUGGGUCUGCCGGAAUGCUUCCUCAACGAGAAGAACGAUAGCCCUGGUGGUGGAGUCAUUCAGACAACUGCCAGCGAAGCGACCCUCGUUAGUCUGCUGGCAGCAAGAACUCGGGCCCUAAUGGAACUAGCCGAGCUGAACUCCGACCUCCAGUCCUCAGAACUGCUGGGACACCUGAUCUGCUACUGCUCAGACCAGGCCCAUUCUUCGGUGGAGAAGGCUGGACUGAUUGGUCUGGUCAGGAUGAGGUACAUUGAGUCUGAUGAGAACCAGAGCAUGCGAGGAGCGAAGCUGGAGGAGGCCAUCAUCAGUGACAAGGCGAAAGGACUGGUGCCUUUCUGGGUGUGCGCAACCCUCGGCACCACAGGGUCGGUGGCGUUCGACAGCCUUCGGGAGAUCGGCGAGGUCUGCCGCCGGCAUUCCGCCUGGUUGCAUGUGGACGCUGCUUACGCUGGCAGCGCUUUUGUGUGCCCUGAGUUUCGUCAUUGGCUGGAUGGUGUGGAGUUGGCGGAUUCCUUCGCCUUCAACCCUUCUAAGUGGCUAAUGGUCAACUUCGACUGCACUGCUAUGUGGGUUAGGGACAGUACGGCUCUCCAUAGGACCUUCAACGUCAACCCUAUCUAUCUUAGACAUGAAAAUUCUGGCAAAGCCAUUGAUUACAUGCUCGGAAGUGAAAAAGCCAACAUCAAAAAUAAUGGAUCAAAAAUCAACCAAAUUGAGACCCCAGAGUCUAUUCACACCAAGCCUAUUCUACCGAAUAGUGAUGCGACCACAAACGGUGAUGAAUCAAGUGGUGAUGAUCUGUAUGGUGAUGAUGAUGAGACCGAUCUGCAUGGCUACCAUCAAAUGUCUGCUGGAUGUGGAGAGAAGAUACAACUAGAGAAUCCAGAUAAAAAGGAGCUGCUUCAUUGGCAAAUCCCCCUGAGUCGUCGAUUCAGGGCACUGAAGCUCUGGUUUGUAUUGAGGAAUUACGGAGUUGCUGGUCUUCAGAAGCACAUUCGUGAGAGUGUUCGUCUGGCUCAAAAGUUUGAAGCACUUGUUUUGGCUGACCAAAGAUUCGAAAUCCCUCAGCAGAGGAACCUUGGCAUGGUGGCCUUCCGUCUCCGUGGUGACAAUGCCCUAACCGAGCGUCUUUUGAAGAAGCUGAAUGCUCGAGGCUACAUCCACGCUGUUCCAGCCUGCUUCAAAGGGGUCUACGUGAUCCGGUUCACUGUCACCUCUCAGAGGACUACUAACCAGGACAUUUUGGAUGACUGGAAUGAAAUCAAGGUAGUAGCUUCGGAAAUACUCGUGGACGUAUUCGGCUCGGAGAACGGAAACAUCGUCGUGCCUAAGAGGCCCAGGAUCUCUUUGAAGGAAACCCGUGAGCUGAACGCCACCUUCGGCACCAGCCUUCUCCUCGCCAACAGUCCAAUGAGCCCCAAGAUCGUGAACGGUACCCACGCGGCCAUCUGCGACUAUGAACAGGUCCUGACUUCGUGCGCACAGACCUUCGCUCAGCUCAAAAUGGAACCUAAGGAUAGUCCUGAGAUGCGCCGGCGCAUCCGCGGCAUCAAGAUGUGCGGGAAGAUGUUCUCCCUCGAUUCCUGUAUGGACAUGGUGCAGGGCAUGAUGGCGGAGCAGCCCCUCCCUCUGUGCUGUGAGGACGAAAGGGAAGACGCUUCUAAUGGAUCCAGUCCUGGAGAAAGAACGUCGCAGUCUUCAUCGCCAGUGACUUCUAGCAGCACCAUCAAGCAAGAUGCUUACUCGGAUACCAACCAACUGCAAGUACCCCCUACACCUUCUAGGCAAUAUCGUUCUAAGUCCGUGGACGUAGCUCUUACAGGAUUGAAAUUAAAUGAUGCUAAAAUUACUAUUGAUAUGAAAAAUAGCGAAAUCAUCAUCACUCCAACUGGUUCUAAAGACAUAGCUGAUGAUCCAUUUGAAGCCAAAGCUGUUACUUUUAGCGAUAUCGAAGAUAAACUGAAUAUUGGAGACAAAAUAACUCAAGCCUUUGAGAAUUUUCAAGACGGCUUGCAAAUGCUGAGCGAUCUACGAACAAGCACUAGUGAUAAUAAUAUUGAGGAAGAGAAACCUGACGAUUUCAACGCUAAACUGACUAUUAAAGGUCCUGGUAGUUACAUUAAGAAGUUGAUCCAGCAGUUUAGCGAAGGCCCUUUCGAAUCAGAGGACGCUAAGCCAGAAUCUGAAAGAGCUAUGUCGACGUUAUCUAUUAGGGAUAAAGCUGAUGCUAUUUGCAAAAAAUGCUUGCAUUACAAAGGUAAAAUUAGCAAGUAAGGACAAUGUGUAACAUGGCAAUAAAGUGGUAAUGGAUAUUUUGCUAGAAUUGAAUACUUCUGAGAAUAUAGUGCACUAAUGUAGGUAGGUAUUCUAAAGUCUACAAAUUAUUUAAUAUAUUUUUAUUUAUAUAACAAAAUAUAUUAAUUUGUGACCUGAUUUUGUAGGACAUUUAGUUUGAUAACAACUAUAGUUAAUACGAAAUAAUAAAUGAUCUUAUUGUCGUAUAGAAAAGGCAUACAAACGCUGCACUAUGACAUAUUUUUGAAGUAUUCAAUUGUAGUGUGUAACAGUAAUAAUCAUUAUAUUAUUUUUGAUUAUUGGCCUAGAUUUUAAAAUUAAUUGUAAUUUUGUAGUAGAAUAAAAUCAAAGGACGAAUUUAUGUAAUGUCCUUCGGUGAUAUAGUAUCUAUAUUAUGAUCAUUUUAAAAUGUUAAGUAGAUAAUAAUUAUAGUCUGUUAUUCAAUAUUGCUUCGCAUUAUUGUGAUUAUUCCUAUAAAAAAAACUGA